Molecule: messenger RNA, 2085 nt
Organism: Anopheles marshallii
Lineage: Eukaryota; Metazoa; Arthropoda; Insecta; Diptera; Culicidae
Exons: 4
Coding region: 1-2085 (694 amino acids)
Cellular component (GO): membrane
Source: RefSeq, a predicted model, not a curated record
AUGGGUGCGCCACCUGCAAAGAAGCCGUUGGUCAACAGGAAUUUAAUAUCCUUGAAAAUUGUACUCUUCCUGUUCUACGGAGCGUUAGGAUGUCUUCAUCCGUACAUCCAGAAGCACAUGACCCUGACCGGGUUGAAUUACUACGAAUCGCAGUUGGUGACGCUGAUUGCCCCGUUGGUGGCAAUACUGGGACCGUUAAUAAUUGCCCCACUGGUGGAUCGGUUGGCAGGACGCUCUGGUACAUCCUUCGGUAAACGGUUGCGCUUGCUGGCCGCCCUCUGCAUGAUCGUGUCCGUCAUUCUCUACUCGGUAUUGUUCUUUGUCGUUCCGAGGGUGGAACGGGAAGAAUCAAGCCGCUCGCAGGUAAGCUUCGCCUGUGACUAUGACGGUGCCAUCAUCUUUCAGCAGCGCUGCAGUGAGGAACGCACCUGUUAUCAGUGGAAACGUGAGAAGAUUGGCCACCUGACGCUUACGAACUGUUCCUACACCUGCCAGAAACCGGUGGAGUUCGAGAACCUUAACCACCCGUACACGAAGGGCCUAAUACUGCCCUCGUCCACGGAGAGUUCGGUGGAGGAUGAAGACUACGACUUGAAUGAUGAGCCACUGCCGGCACCGGAAAAUAUACGGCAGGAGCCCAAAGUGCAGGUAGAUAACACACCGAUCCCCGUGCCGCACAUUUGUGAGCACAAAGGCCACCCGGAGAAGGAACUGUGCCACGCGUACACAUCCGCGUCGGAGUCCCUGAAGCUUGCUACCGUGCUGCGCAGCGCCGUUAAUGAGGAAAACGAGACGCACAGUGCGGAAUGGUGUCGUUACCCGCUCGAUGGGUUCUCCUGUGACAUCCCGGAGAAACAAAUCAUCUGGAUGAAGUUGCUGACCAACUCAUCCAACUGCACGCCGAAGGUGGAGUGUGAGGUACACGAUCCGUACGAUGAUGAGGAGAGCGUACUUUCGGAAAGUGUGUGCAUGCGGAUUGUUGGAGAUCCCGAGGUUACAUUCUGGUCGUAUAUUGCACUGCGGUCUUUCGGCGAUGCGUUCCUGCUUGCCGUGAUUGUACUACUGAACGCAGCUACUAUCAUCGCCACGCGUGAAACUUCUACCGGUCGCGGUGACUUCGGUCGGCAGAUUGUGUGGGGUGCGAUUGGAUGGGCGGUAUCGUACUUUGCGCUUGGGUGGUUCUUCGAAACGUACUACGGAUACGUCGCCCUAGCGCUGUUGGCCGCCUUAGUGCUGCUGGUGUCGUCUGGAAUGCCGCUUACACCGCCCGAGAUGUGGUGGCACACGAAAUGCGGCAUGGUCGCUAUCCCGAUGUCCGCCAUUCGUCGGUACGGUCCCGAGUCGGCCGGUCUCUGUUUGGUGACACUGAUCCUCGGCACGUUCUGGGCCGUGCUCGAUAACUAUGAAGGUGUGCUGGUGAAGACGUACGACAUACAUCCACCGGCCGACAGCUAUUACGGUGAAGUUUGGAGUGCUUUCGUCGUACUCGGCGCGUUGCUCACAAUUCCGGCCCUAUGGUACGCGGAGAAGAUUGUCGACUUCUGCGGUCACUCCAACAUCCUGAUCACCGCCAUUACGACGUUUAUCUUCCGCUUUUCACUGCUCGCCACGACCGAAGUCGCCUGGUGGCGUGUGAUCAUCGACUUCCUCUACCCGGUCACACUCGGACUCACCUGGCUGACGAUCGUGUUCUACAUGCGCCACAUUAUGCCGCGCCGUAUCAUCACCACCGGUCAGGCACUGCCCGUCAUCUUUCACUUCUGUCUUGGACGCUUCGUCGGUGCGCUCAUCGGCAUGUGGACGAACAUAGAUGAUCUGAUCGUCACCUUCCAGGCACUGGCAAUCAGUGCGUGUAUCAUCUCCGUCCUGUACUUCCUGCUUUACCAUCUCGUGCUCGCGCCACGCUGUGCCGCCCGUCUGCAUCACGAACCGUCCGCCUCGGCCCUGAACAUUACCGCACCCGAGACGGGCAAUGGGCACCAGCAGCAGACGGCUGUGGCACAACCUGUCCAGACGAACGGUAGCUACCAACCGCUCCGGAUCUAUCACAACUACCGUGGUCGGAAAGGGCACUUCCGCUACUAA